AUCAUAAUUGCACCUUCUUUGGUGACAAAAAUCUUUUUGUCUGUGUAUAGAUUUGAAACUUAGGAUUUUUAACAUGUAACUGGUUUUUGUUUUCCUUUGUUUUCUCGUGUUGAGUUUCACAGUGACAGACAGUGCUCCAUAACCAUACCAUAUCACCUCAGCCAUUAAUGCAUAGAUCUAAAGACGACAAAAGAAGUUGCUACUCUCGUCUUGUUUUCUUCCAUGAUUAUGAAUGAAUGAAUGCAUCAAUGCCGGUAGCAGUAAAUGCUGAUUCUUCCCUUUCAACCGCCUUUCAUUAUUAGCCCACUUCUUUUAAUUCCUUCCCAUUUAUGUGAAAUUCUUUCAAGUUUCACCCACUUGCUCCACACUUCCCUUCUAUUCAUUUCCAUCGAUUUUGUCUUCGUUUUUUAUUGUCUGUUUCUCAACUAUCCAACAUUCUUCUCAAUAUCUUAUCUCUACCCCUGUCCCAUAUUUCCGCAAAUUUCUGAAUUUUGAGAAACAAGUAGCUGAUGGGCCUUUAACCAAAGCUGCAAUCUUUAGGGCUCUUGCUGAACUUGUGCAAAUGGGGUGUUCAAAUUACUGUGUUUUAGUGUUUCUUUCAUGGCUGCUGCUUGCUUCGAGCACUCAUGAGCUGAAAAGCUACGAAACGCAAGUUCUUCUUCAGCUGAGGAAGCAUUUGGAGUACCCUCUGCCUCUCAGCAGCUGGGAGAAUUACGAUGCCGAUUUCUGCAAUUUGUCGUCUCCACCGCAGCUCACCAUCAAAUGUGAGAAUGAUUCUGUCACCGAGCUUCGAAUCAUGGGAGACAAGCCUGCAAAGGUGAGUACCGAAUUCAGCGGGUUUGCAAUCCCAAAUCUCACAUUGUCUCAGAGUUUCUCUAUGGAUUCUUUCAUUACAACGUUGACGAGGUUGUCCAGCUUAAGGGUUGUCACUCUAGUGGCUCUAGGCAUAUGGGGUCCACUGCCUGAUAAAAUCCAUAGGCUAUAUUUGCUAGAAGCUUUAGACAUGAGUUCAAAUUUCUUGUUUGGUUUGAUCCCUUCUCAAAUGUCAAGAAUGGUUAAGCUUAGGAGUUUGAGCUUUGAUGAGAACUAUUUCAAUGGUAGUGUUCCCGAGUGGUUGGAUUCGUGGUCGAAUCUCACUGUGUUGAGCUUAAAGAACAAUAGAUUGAGUGGUGAAGUCCCUUCUGCAGUGUCAAGAAUUACAGCACUGAGUGAGCUAGUAUUGUCACACAACUUGCUCACUGGGAAGUUGCCUGAUCUGAGCAGCCUCUCGAGUUUGCAGUUGCUCGAUUUGAGAGAGAACGGUUUGGACUCCGAAUUGCCUUCCCUGCCAAAAGGGCUGGCUAAUGUGUUUCUAAGCAACAACUCGUUUUCUGGUAGCAUACCCCAACAAUUUGUUAUGCUGGAUCAACUUCAGCAUCUUGAUUUGUCGAAUAAUCAUCUUAGUGGAACCCCUCCUGCUCUGCUUUUCUCUCUCCCAAAUAUUAGUUACUUGAAUCUGUCAUCCAAUGCUCUUAGUGGAUCACUUGCUGAGCAUCUUAACUGUGGAGUGGGACUUAGUUUGAUCGAUCUUUCUGAUAAUAAAUUGGUAGGCCAGCUUCCCGAUUGCUUGGACAGUGCAGGAGAGAACAGAAUAGUCAAAAUUAGUGGGAAUUGUUUCUCCACUGAUGCAAGAGAUCAGCAUUCUGCAGCAUACUGCAGAGACGUUGAUAAGGACAAAGGAGGAUCUAGAAUGAGGGAGAUAGUCGUUCUGGCUGGUGUGAUUGGGGGAAUUGUCGUUGUAGUGAUAAUCCUCUUGCUCGUUGGUCUUCUCUUUUUCUGUAAAAGGCACCGAACACAGCAUGCUGUAGUUCAGCAUAUUGCACCUAAGGUUAAGCAAGACGAUCCACCAUCUGGGAUUUCCUCCGAACUCCUAGCAACUGCCCGGAUCAUUUCUCAAGCAUCAAAAGUUGGGAAUCAAAGUUCUGCAUCGUAUAGGGUGUUUACUGUAGCAGAACUUGAAGAAGCUACAAAAAACUUUGAUCAGUCGACUUUCUUGGGCGAGGGUUCUUUCGGAAAGGUUUACAAGGGAAGGUUGGAUAAUGGAAGCUCUGUCGUUAUACGGUCUUUAACUCUAUAUAGAAAAUGCUCAAUUCAAAACCUCAAGCUGCGGCUUGAUUUGCUUUCAAAGCUUCGUCACCCUCACUUGGUUGCCCUUCUUGGUCACUGCAUUGAUGAUGGAAUGCAAGAUGACUCGUCUGUACGUAGGUUGUAUCUCGUUCAAGAAUACGUUCCUAAUGGAAACUUCCGCUCUCAUCUUUCAGAGAACUCCCCGGAGAAGGUCCUGAAGUGGGCAGAAAGAUUGGCCGUUCUAAUUGGUGCAGCCAAGGCUAUCCAUUUUCUGCAUACCGGGGUAAUUCCCCCGUCUCUGAGCAAUCGUCUAAAGACCAACAAUAUACUGAUCGACGAGCAUGGGAUUGCAAAGCUUAGUGAUUAUGGAAUGUCCAUCAUUGCAGAUGAAACUGAAAAAUCUGAUGCAAAGGGAGACGCGAUCAAAUCAGGGCAGGUCGAUAAGUUGCAGGAUGAUGUUCACAAUUUCGGGUUCAUAUUACUGGAGUCUUUGGUAGGUCCUAUAACAAGUGGAAAAGGAGAAGCAUUUCUACUAAAUGAGAUGACGUCGUUCAGCAGCCAAGAUGGUAGGCGAAAGAUAGUGGAUCCAAUGGUGCUAACGACGAGCUCACAGGAAUCGUUGUCGAUAGUGAUAUCAAUCACCAACAAAUGUAUAUCGGGUGAAUCCUCAGGGCGGCCCUCGUUUGAAGACGUGCUGUGGAACUUGCAGUACGCAGCUCAAGUGCAGGCCACGGCCGAUGCAGAUAGCGCGUCUCAUCAGAGCUUCGGUUAAGAAGGAGCCUCAUUCUUUUAUUAACUUCAUAGUAGUAGAUUUACAGGUUAGAGAGUGAGAUUGCCAAAAUGUAAAUGAUUGAUUUCCCACAGUUUGAUUAUUUAUUUAUUUAUUUAUCCUUGGGAGGAAGGAAGCACUUGAAUGAGCAGUGAAUUGAUUUGUGUUACUAAUAGAGUUAGGCAUUGAGUUA
This is a messenger RNA of Salvia miltiorrhiza (redroot sage), 3068 nucleotides long. RefSeq names its product probable inactive leucine-rich repeat receptor-like protein kinase At3g03770. Gene Ontology annotation, molecular function: ATP binding; protein binding; protein kinase activity. The coding region runs from base 563 to 2878 and encodes 771 amino acids. Gene Ontology annotation, biological process: protein phosphorylation. Lineage: Eukaryota; Viridiplantae; Streptophyta; Magnoliopsida; Lamiales; Lamiaceae. The record is from RefSeq and is a predicted model, not a curated record. The transcript is spliced from 7 exons.